Centropristis striata (black sea bass) is the source of this 1158-nucleotide messenger RNA. RefSeq names its product heterogeneous nuclear ribonucleoprotein 27C-like. The coding region runs from base 78 to 1082 and encodes 334 amino acids. The transcript is spliced from 5 exons. NCBI's taxonomy places the organism in Eukaryota, Metazoa, Chordata, Actinopteri, Perciformes, Serranidae. The record is from RefSeq and is a predicted model, not a curated record.
AGAGGAGCCACAUUCACCUCACAGCACAGAGCUUCUGUCUAUAAUCUGCACAGUCGUCUGCUCAGGACAAGGCAAACAUGGUUUCUCUCAGGGUUUCUUGGAUCUGUGUGCUGUUGUUCAGCAGUGCUUAUUGCUUUCCUAAACCUGAAGACCACACUGCUCCCAGAGGCUUCAGUGGUGAUGCUGCUCCUAGAACAUCCCCUCUUUUUCCAGGCUCACAGGCUGCUCUGAUGGACCAGCAGUAUGGCCAAUCUGCUGGCUAUCAGCAGCCUUCCCAGCAGCCCGGCGCUCCCACUGGAAAUCAGUCCCCAUCCGGUGUGGGAGGUCCCAGUGUGGUCCUAGACACGUCACCAACUUAUGAUCCAAGCAGGUUCCUCGUGAGUUCUGGAUCCAGCUCUAACAAACCCUUCAGUGGUCCUGAAGUUCCUUCCCAGGGUGCCGGGUACGUCAGCCCUCCUCGACCUGCCAACACUGGAAGCUCUUUUGUGAAGCCUCAACCUGCCGGUACCAGUGGACAGUCCAAUGUGGGCUCAGGUGGUGCAGCAUCUGGCCCAGUCUAUGCAGCUCCAGCAUGGGCUCCUGCUGCUCCAGCAUGGGCUGGUUAUGGAGCUUAUGCCAACACAAACACUGGUCCAGCAACUUAUUACACAGCUGACACCUCCAGCUAUGGUUCUUACUACGCUGCUCCUGAAACCUCCAGCUAUGGUUCUUACUACGCUGCUCCUGAAACCUCCAGCUAUGGUUCUGAUUCUGCUCCUGGCCUUCCUUGGGUUGAACAGCCAGUUGAAACCUCAUUCUCCGACCCCAGCAACUGGCUGCCACGAGGUGAUUUCCCAGACUUCAGCGUCUGGGGGUCUAAUGGCAACUCCAAGAUGUCCAAGACCGCUGAGAGUGAGGAGGAGACUUCCCCCAUACCGUCUUCAACCUACAUCAUCCAGUCCGGAAACGGCUACCUGCGAGGACUGGAAUACAGGUCCCACACUAACUACGCCCCAGAGGACCCGGAACCACUAGUGUUUGUCGCUGAGCCCGUCAGAGCACCUCGACCAGCUGCUCCUUCCAAAGGAGGAAAGAAAUAUUGAGGUGAACCUGCUGGUGCUUCAGCUUUUAGGGACUGUUGCAUGUUUGAGUCUCAAUAAAAUGAAAAUAUGAAAACCA